AACAACACGUCACUUAAAUUGAAUAGGCAUGUGAAGAUAAAUAUAUUGCUUUGUUUUUUUUUGAUCACUUUUUAACAAUCUGAUAAAAUAUCAAAACAUUCAGAUAGUUUUAGCCGUUUAAAGGUUAUUCCUUAAUCCCAAUUUAAGAAUUGAGAUUAGCAAUUAUAUGAUCCAAGAGGGGAAAAGACGCGAAAUUUUUGCUAAUUUCAAAUUUAAAUUGAGACAAAAAAAAAACAUGACUUUCUAACACUGUUCACGAGACGACCGUGGCGCGUGUUCCGACACGUCUUUAUCAAACCAGUUUCAAUUCACAAACACAAGACUUUGGUUCCUCCCUAAUCUCUCUCUCUCUCUCUUUUUCACUUCACUCUCUUCUUCCCCAUCGAAGACUCGUCUUCUUCUGCUUCAAUGGCCGAAUUUCCAGAACCGGGCACUGUAAACCCUGACUCGGAUCUAUCGAAUGGUCGAGCUGAGAAGCCUGAGAUAGACACUUCGGCUCCGUUCGAGUCAGUGAGAGAAGCAGCCACUCGUUUCGGCGGUUUUGGUUUCUGGAGACCUUCUCUCAAUAAACUCCCAGAUGCUUCUCAGGAAAAUAUCCAAGAACCUGAUAUCAUGGGACUCAAAGCACAAGCUUUCGAGCUACAAAGAGAACUAAUUGUUAAAGAACGCGAAACGCUAGAGGUGUUGAAGGAGCUUGAGGCGACUAAAGCCACAGUCUUAAAGCUGCAGCAGAGGAAUGAAGCUUAUGAGGAGGACACGUUGAGAGAAGAAGUUGACAGUCAUAUCAAGCCAGCGGGUGUGGUUCUAAAGGAUUUAAGCCAGGCGAAGAUGAAUUUGUGCAAGAUUGCAAGUAUACGCGAAUCUGUGGAGCAGUUGAAGAAUAAACUGAAUGAGGAAAGAGCUGCACUUGAGAAGACACGCGAGAGACUUAUGGAGAAAUCUCUCAAGGUGUUUUCUUUAGAGGAAGAAGAAGUGAGAGUAAGAUUUGCCAAGGAGGGUCAAACCGGCGAGAAAGAUCUUGGAAUGUUGAAUGAGGUUCAAAGAUUGAGCCGUCAAGCUCAAGAGGUGAAGAAAACCGGAGAGAAUGCAGAGUUGGAAGUUGUGAAAGCAAUGGCUGAGACUGAAAGCACAAGAGAUAAGAUUAGAACAGCUAAGAUAAGGUUGGUGGCUGCUAGAAAGAUGAAGGAAGCGGCCAGAGAGGCUGAGGCGGUUGCAAUCGCAGAGAUUGAGGCUGUUACUGGAAGUAUGAAUGUUGGUAAGGCCGAGGCUGUGACUAUCUCUGCUGAAGAGUAUUCUGUGCUUGCUCGUAGUGCUAGAGACGCAGAGGAAGAGGCGAGAAAGCGAGUGGAAGAUGCAAUGUCGAGAGUUGAAGAAGCUAAUGUUUCAAAGAAGGAUGUUCUGAAGAAAGUUGACGAAGCGGCUCAAGAAAUUGAAACCAGCAAGAGAGUAUUGGAGGAAGCUGUGGAGAGAGUUGACGCUGCAAAUGCUUCGAAGAUCGAAGCAGAAGAGGCGCUGCGAAAAUGGCGGUCAGAGAAUGGACAGAGGAGAAGAUUAUCUUCUUCGGUGAACAACACUUCCAAGUUCAAGAGCAGAAGAGAGACAACAACACGUCUGAUGGAUGUAAACGGUCUGCAUCUGACAUACGAUGUUGUUGACGGGUCAUCAUCUUCUUCAACGGUCCCAGUCUUGAAACCAACAAUGUCAAUAGGACAAAUACUGAGCAAGAAGCUACUUCUUGCAGAGGAUUCAGAUAUGAAUGUUGCUAAUGAGAGAAGAAAAAUGUCGUUGGGUCAGAUGCUUGCAAAGAAUAGCAGUAGUGAUAAAACUGUAAGCAAGAGAAGUGAAGGGAAAGAGAAUGAGAAAAGGACGAAGACUCGAAAGAGAAAGAGUUUCGGAUUUGCUAAGAUCUCUGUGUUGUUGAACAAAGAGAGCAAGAACAAGAAGAAGAAGAAAAAGAUAGCUUUGAACUUAAGGUGAUAUUUUGAAUCUGUUGAUGACUUCUUUCUGUUUUGUACGUGAACCAGUAGUUUAAGAAAACAAAGUGUAUCAUCAAGUGCUUUAUUAUAAUGCUAAUCUAGGCUAAUUAAUCCCAAUACGACCAUAUUAGCAUUGACAGAGAAACGAAACAGAGAAGAUGAUGAAGUAUGGAAUUUUUCAGUAACUUAAUUCUAUUACAAAGCUU
Arabidopsis thaliana (thale cress) is the source of this 2182-nucleotide messenger RNA. RefSeq names its product weak chloroplast movement under blue light protein (DUF827). The record is from RefSeq and is marked reviewed. Bases 409 to 1977 code for a protein of 522 amino acids. The transcript has 2 exons. Lineage: Eukaryota; Viridiplantae; Streptophyta; Magnoliopsida; Brassicales; Brassicaceae.